Protopolystoma xenopodis is the source of this 483-nucleotide messenger RNA. The record is from the annotation of a GenBank genome assembly. Lineage: Eukaryota; Metazoa; Platyhelminthes; Monogenea; Polystomatidea; Polystomatidae.
AUGACUGUAAAUAAACAUUUCACCGAUCGGGGAAAGCUGAACAAGACCGACCCAGAAACUGCUGAGGCUAUUAGGAUUGUUUCAACAAUUGAGACUGUGGAUGCAGAGAUGUCAAGCGACAGAGCUGGCUCCAGUCUUCUCCGUGCUCUCAAAGCCAGUCGACAAGAGGCUGAAGAUGCCGAUCUUAGGCUUGCGCUCCACUUAUCCACUGCCUCAUCGGACACACAGGUCAAAGCUCGGACUAUUGAAGCUCCUAUUCUCCAGUCCCGUCCAGCAGGCUCCAUGAUCCGAACCGGACAACCCUCUUGCUCGUCAUCCGAUUUCUCUGGCCAAUCAUCGCACCUACUCAAUCAUUCGCCCGAAUCGGAUGCAGCUCAUUUACAGGAUUGUGUUGAUGAGGACGCAAACGAGGACCUCAUAAAAGCUAUUAGUAUGAGCCUCGAACAAAUGCCUAGCAAUUCAAACAGUUCAGGUUGUUCUUAG